UUUUAUUUGUACAAUUGUACAAAUUCGAGUAAAAGUACACUUGAAGCGACUGUAAUCAAUAGAUUAUAUUUUCACAAAGAAGAAUAGUCGUUGUCUACACAAAUGAACGAAAAGUGUUUGAACUGUGGCUUAGUUCACAAUACCGAUGACUGUGACUUUCCAAGUCUCAUUCGACGCUGUCCGAGAUGUCUGGUUACAUCCGUCAAUGGUGAAAAUCACACAACACCGUGCUAUCCGACGCACACUGUCGCACAGUUUCGAACAAAUGUUUAUGGUCUAACACCAACACGAAUGUUUUCGAUUCGUUUUCAAGACAUUGACUGGGUGUAUCACUGGGACAAAAAUACGGGUUCAUUUGAACACGUCACCGAUGAUUUCAUGCUGUUAAGCCCAGCCACUGAAGGUAUUUUCCGUUCUGGAAGCUCGUCGACAUCGCGUGCAAUCCAUUACGAUGCGGUAUCGGCAAAACGCUUUUCUGUGCUCAUUGCUGUGUUCGAUGGCAGUCGUUGGCGCUUUCGAAUUCGUGUUUUGUGCUCACCAACAGAUGGUGUAAUUUGUUUCCCACUUGCAAAAACUUUUUACAAUCAAGGUCGCCAACUCAUUCUACCCGAUGAAUACAAGAUGAAUACAGCUCUAGUCAUCGGAAUAAAUGCUGCAAAAGUCAAUGACAUUUCGAUGAAUUUUCGUGUGAACUGCAUAACCUUGAACCAAGAAAGCACAUCUCUUCCUGGUGGGCAAUCACAGUAUUUUGGAUGUGUGCAUUACUCGAAAGCCAAAGAUUGUGCUACAGUCGACGAAAUUCUUCGUCCUUCUCGCAACAUUCAACGACGUUUCAAAGCUGAAUUAUACGCCGAAAACGGCCCAAUUGUUUUCAAAAAAUCAAUGCAACAAAAUCAGGCUGAUUUUGUACAACCACAAGGUUCAUCAGUCAAUGACAAUGUUCAGCCAGGUCCGUCGGGUAUCAAUGCCAGACCCAUGCGCGACACAGUCGUAAAAGUUGAUGACAAUGUUCAAACAUUGGCCAAUGCCAAGAUCGAUCGCGAUGUUGUCGUAAAAGUCGGUGACAAUGUUCAAACAUUGGCCAAUGCCAAGAUCGAUCGUGAUGUUGGUGCCGAAGGUGGAAAUGGUGGCUCAUCGAAUCUCGAUCAAAAAUGUGAGGAAGUCGAACCAAAAUCCAAGGCUGAAGGGGGCGAAACAUCGAUCGAAGAAAUUCUUGGUGCAAUUUUGGAAGCAGCCAUUUUGAACUAA
Contarinia nasturtii (swede midge) is the source of this 1248-nucleotide messenger RNA. RefSeq lists its product as uncharacterized. The record is from RefSeq and is a predicted model, not a curated record. NCBI's taxonomy places the organism in Eukaryota, Metazoa, Arthropoda, Insecta, Diptera, Cecidomyiidae. The coding region runs from base 103 to 1248 and encodes 381 amino acids. The transcript has 4 exons.